AUGGUGGCUGCAAAGCGAAAGGCGCCUCUCACCGGCCAAGGGGCCAACAAGGCGCCGCGGGCGUCCAAAACCUCGACACCCGGUCCAUCGACGCCGAAUGCUGGCGACGACAGCGAGCUGGCCGAACAGUCUGACGCGUCGGACGGCUCCGAGGCGCUCGGUGUCCCCGAUGAGCUCAAUAGCAUGAUCUCCGACAACGUCGACCGGUUCGGCAUCGGCGCCUUUCCUUACCUGCUCCCGUCCGGCGCCAACGACUCGGCAUCACGCCACUUCCAGCCCCAGAACAAAAAGGACUUUACAGCGCUGCCCAUGAAGCCCGACCACGAGUCGCGGCCGCUCUGGGUGGACGGCUGGGGCAAGCUGGUUCUCGAGAGCUACCACCCGCUGGCGCGGCCGGUGCAGGAUCUGCUGAUUACGAUUGCCGAGCCCAUCUCGCGACCCAUCUUCCUGCACGAGUACCGCAUCACACCCCACAGCCUGUACGCCGCCGUGUCCGUGGGCCUGGAGCCCCGCGACAUUGUGAGCUCGCUCGACCGGUUCUCCAAGACGGACAUCCCGCCCAACAUUGUGCAGUACAUCAAGCACUGCGGCAAGAGCUACGGCAAGGUGAAGCUGGUGUUGCGGCGCAACAAGUACUACGUCGAGACCUCGGAUGCGGCGGUGAUGCAGAUUUUGCUGAAAGACCCGGAGAUCAGUGCGUGCCGUGUGCACGGCGCGGAAGAAAUGACGCUCAAGGCACCGACCAACGCGGGUCUCGCCAUUGCGGGCACGAACGACGCAGCCGGUCUGCGGGCGGCCCAAGGUCUGGACACGCGGCCCGCAGCAGAGGGCAGCGCGCAGGAGGCGCUCUACACGCAGGCAUUAAAUACCCUGGCCGACGACGCAGACGACGCCGACGACGCCGACGCCAGCGGCCGCAGCUCCGUCUUUGCGUUCCAGAUCAGCGACGACAAGGUCAGCGCCAUCACCCAGCGGUGCCUGGCGCUGCACUACCCGGCCCUCGAGGAGUACGACUUCCGCAACGACUUUGCCAAUGCCAACCUCGAGAUUGAUCUGCGGCCCGCUGCCCAGAUCCGGCCGUACCAGGAGCAGAGCCUGAGCAAGAUGUUCGGCAACGGACGGGCCAAGAGUGGGAUUAUUGUCCUGCCGUGCGGCGCCGGCAAGACGCUGGUGGGCAUCACGGCGGCGUGCACCAUCAAGAAGGGCGUUGUCAUCCUGGCGACGAGCAACAUGUCUGUCCUGCAGUGGCGCAACGAGUUUUUGAAGUGGUCCAACAUCAGCCCCGACGACAUUGCCGUCUUCUCGUCGGACAACAAGUCGACGUUUUCCGGCAACACGGGCAUCAUCAUCACGACGUACUCGAUGGUGACCAACACGCGCGAGCGGGCGCACGAGUCUGCCAAGAUGAUCAAGUUUCUGCAGAGCCGCGAAUGGGGCCUGAUGCUGCUGGACGAGGUGCACGUCGUCCCGGCGCAGAUGUUCCGGCGCGUGAUUGGCAACAUCAAGGCGCAUUCGAAGCUGGGGCUGACGGCGACGCUGCUGCGCGAGGACGACAAGAUUGAGGAUCUCAACUUUUUGAUUGGCCCCAAGCUGUACGAGGCCAACUGGAUGGAGCUGUCCCAGCUGGGCUUCAUUGCGCGCGUGCAGUGCGCCGAGGUGUGGUGCCCGAUGACGACGGAGUUUUUCGAGGAGUACAUGCGGGCCAAUGUGCGCAGCCGGUCCAUCUUCUGCGCCAUGAACCCGACCAAGUUCCAGGCCUGCCAGUAUCUGAUCAAGUACCACGAGAACCGCGGCGACAAGAUCAUUGUCUUUUCCGACAACGUCUACGCCCUCGAGGCCUACGCCAAGAAGCUGAUGAAGCCGUUCUUGUAUGGCGGCACGGGCAACGCAGAGCGCCAGCAGAUUCUCGACUACUUCCAGAACUCGCCGCAGUGCAGCACGCUGUUCCUGUCCAAGAUUGGCGACACGUCGCUCGAUCUGCCCGAAGCCACCUGUCUCAUUCAGAUCUCGGCCCAGUACGGCUCGCGCCGCCAGGAAGCGCAGCGCCUGGGUCGCAUUCUGCGGGCCAAGCGGCGCAACGAGGACGGUUUCAAUGCUUUUUUCUAUUCGCUGGUGUCCAAGGACACGACGGAGAUGGCCUUUUCCGCCAAGCGCCAGGCGUUUCUGGUCGACCAGGGCUACGCCUUCAAAGUCAUUACGCACCUCAAGGGCAUCGAGAACAUGCCCGACCUGGCCUUUGGCAGCUCCCACGCCCGGCGCGAGCUGCUCCAGAAGAUCCUGGUCGAGGUCGAGAGCAAGUCGUGGCGCGACGAGGAGGAAAAGGAGAGCGCCAGCCUGCUGGCCGACAGCAACAUGUUUUACGGUCCGGACGGCAAGCCGCUGCGCAAAGGGCCGGCCAAGCGCAAGGCAGCACGGCGCACGGCGGGCACGCUCAAGGAUCUCAGUGGCGGCCAGGACAUGGCGUACAUUGAGCAGAACCGGAGUGCCAACAAGAUGAUCAAGAGCAAGAAGGGACCACAGAACGCCUUUUUCAAGGCCAUUACGAGAGAAAACGAGAGACGGAAGAAGAUGGAAUAG
Molecule: messenger RNA, 2577 nt
Organism: Sporothrix brasiliensis 5110
Lineage: Eukaryota; Fungi; Ascomycota; Sordariomycetes; Ophiostomatales; Ophiostomataceae
Product: DNA excision repair protein ERCC-3
Exons: 1
Coding region: 1-2577 (858 amino acids)
Biological process (GO): nucleotide-excision repair; transcription initiation at RNA polymerase II promoter
Cellular component (GO): nucleotide-excision repair factor 3 complex; transcription factor TFIIH holo complex; transcription preinitiation complex
Molecular function (GO): hydrolase activity; 3'-5' DNA helicase activity; ATP binding
Source: RefSeq, a predicted model, not a curated record